This is a messenger RNA of Entrophospora sp. SA101, 318 nucleotides long. Lineage: Eukaryota; Fungi; Glomeromycota; Glomeromycetes; Entrophosporales; Entrophosporaceae. The record is from the annotation of a GenBank genome assembly.
AUGAGAGACCAUUUACAAGUAAGGCAAAAACCACAAAGAAUAGCUACAGAUUUAAACUUACAUCCAACAACACCGCAUAACGAACAUAUUGAUAAAAAAAGAGCAAGAUUAAUCUAUCAAUCUCGUAAAAGAGGAAUAUUAGAAACAGAUUUAUUAUUAUCAACAUUUGCAAAAAAGUAUUUAAAUGAAUGUACAGAACAAGAAUUGAAUGAGUAUGAUGAACUAUUGAACAUACCGGAUUGGGAUAUUUACUAUUUUGCAAUUGAUCAGAAGCCUGUACCUGAACGAUGGAUCAAUAGCGAGAAUUCUAAUAAAUAA